Messenger RNA from Plasmodium gonderi, 5370 nucleotides. Its product is annotated as DER1-like protein. Gene Ontology annotation, biological process: endoplasmic reticulum unfolded protein response. The record is from RefSeq and is a predicted model, not a curated record. Gene Ontology annotation, cellular component: Hrd1p ubiquitin ligase ERAD-L complex; endoplasmic reticulum membrane. Bases 1 to 5370 code for a protein of 1789 amino acids. Lineage: Eukaryota; Apicomplexa; Aconoidasida; Haemosporida; Plasmodiidae. The transcript is spliced from 2 exons. Gene Ontology annotation, molecular function: misfolded protein binding; ubiquitin-specific protease binding.
AUGUUUUUUUCGUGUAAAAUAUUCGCUCUUUUAUGCAUAACAAUUAUAAGUGUGAGGUGCCAUCACGCAAGGGUUUGUAUGAACACCAAAAUUGCGUCGAAUUUACCUAACAGCAGUGCACGUGUGUUAUUAGCACACCGGGAAAGGACGAACCUGAAAAAUGACAGAAAACACAAAAAUAAUAAGUUGCUGAUUAGUGAAAAGAAGAAAAACAUAGGAAGAGAACAUUCGUACUAUUUUACUAAGGAAAAAAAAGAAAUAUUAAAUAAAAAGAAGAAAAAAAAAUUUGUAUUGAAUUAUUCGAAACUCUGGGCAACAGAAAAUGAAAAAAGGAAAAACAAGAAAUUACGUUAUCCCUUAUUUUUUAUAAAACAUUCUACAACAUCAUUAAAUGAAAUAAAGGAAAGUAUUAAGGCGUUAUUCAAUUUAGAUUACAUAGAAAAUAAUUACAUCUAUUCAUAUAUCAAAGCGUUUAAGAGAACACCUCCAAUUACAAAAUUAUACUUAAUAAGUACACUUCUGUUAAGUAUAUGUAUACAUUUAAAUAAGAAUGUAUAUAAGUUAAUUUUAUUUGAUUUUAAAAAGAUAUUCCAUGAAUGGCAAGUAUGGAGAUUACUAACUCCAUAUUUAUAUAUAGGGAAUUUGUACUUACAAUAUUUUCUAAUGUUUAAUUAUUUACACAUAUAUAUGUCUUCCGUAGAAAUUGCACAUUAUAAAAAUCCAGAAGAUUUGUUAAUUUUUAUCACCUUUGGGUACUUAUCAAACCUUUUAUUUACAAUCAUUGGAAGUAUGUACAAUGAAAAUAUAAUGAAUAUGCAAAAAUAUAUCAAAACAAUUAGAAAUAUUAUUUUAAAAGGGGCAAAUGCUAAUCAACAAAAAAUCGAAAUAAAUAUAAACAAAGAACACUAUAAUCAUCUUGGUUAUGUUUUUUCAACGUACAUACUUUACUACUGGAGCAGAAUAAAUGAAGGCACUCUAAUCAACUGCUUUGAAUUAUUCCUAAUUAAGGCUGAAUACGUACCUUUUUUUUUUAUUAUACAAAAUGUUUUACUAUAUAAUGAAUUUUCUUUUUAUGAAGUUGCUUCUAUCAUGUCAAGUUAUUUUUUCUUUACAUAUGAAAAUUAUUUCAAGUUGGAUUUUAUACGACGAUUUAAUCGUGCACUUUUAAAAAGUCUUCGUGUCUACCCCAUGUAUGAGACAUAUAAGGAGGAGUAUGAGGUGGCAUGGAUUUCAUAUCAAAGAGGAACCCUAACGAAAGGCAGAGAUGUAGUUAGGGUGAUGGAGAUGUCGAGGCGAAGAUAUAUGAAUAUUCCAAAAAGGAAGACACUGAAGAGUAUGGAUAUUAGUAGUAUUAGAAAGAACGUAGAGCUAUGCAAAAAAAAAAAUGUGAAAUCUAAAAAUGUAUGGAAUAAUUAUCUAUACAUACUAAUACUGAAAUUGUGUAACAAGGAACUUUGUAAUUACGUGGAUUUUAUGAUUAUAUUAAAAUUGUUAAGUAAAUAUAUUUGUAUAGAAAAAAAAGUACUAAAUUUUAUUUGUGAAAAAUUAGAACAUGAUAUGUAUAAAUUAACAAUAAGAGAAUUAAGUCUACUCAUAUUAAUAUUAAGAAAAAAUAAAUUUGAUAAUUUGUAUUAUCUUAAUUUGAUAAGUAAGUCUAUACUGAUAAAAAUGAAUAAAAAUUUAUCCUAUAAAGAUUUGGCAUUGAUUACUUUUAGUUUAUCAAGAAAUAUUGACAUAACUGAGAAGUUGUAUACGGAUGAAAUUUUUCAUUUAAGUAUUUUAAAAAUUCACAAUGAUUUGAAGAAUAUAAAUUUUCAUUCAUUAACCUUAUUUUUUUAUUCAUACAGUCUAUACUUUCUGAAAAAUUUUGAACAUUUCAAUUCUUUUUUUUACAUGACAAAAAAUUUUAUACAAAUUAUCAAAAAAAAUAUAUACCUCUUCAACUCAACCGAUUUAAUGUUUACCUUUUUGUCUUCUUUUCAUAUUUAUAAUUCUUUUAAAAAUUCUGUCAAAAAUUCGAAAUAUAACAACACAAGAAAUUUGAUACUUAGGCAAGAACUUCCUCUUCAUUUACAACCAUCAAGUAAUUCUUUGCAGAAGAAAAUACCACUUUCUACAUCCCAUCGAAUAAUAGAUCAUAUGAUGGAUGUACACACUGGUAAUGAUCAUGCACUGAAUAUCACUUCCUCAAAGUCUGAGCUGUCGAAAAUUGACCUGAUGGAGAAAGGCAUCACUAAGGGGAUCCCCAAUGUAGGCACAUCCACUCCUGGGGAAGGAAAAAUCCGUACAUCAUACUAUGGAAAAGACAGUAGUGCAGAAAUGGAUUUGCCAAAGUUAUCAAAGGAUACAGAUGCAAAUGAAACAAGGAACGCACUAACCUGUGAAGAAACUGUAACCGAUUUAGUCAACAGAGUUAGGGACGCCAUCAUGGAAAAAUUAAAAUGCUUCAAAAUAGAAGAAGUUAUAAACAUGCUAUUUGCAUCUAUUGACAAAAAUGUAAGUAUUAACAAAAAGUACUUUAAUUUUCUGAGUAAAGACAGAAUAAAUAUCGAAAAUUAUCUCAAUGUGUAUAUCAAAACUGAGUUUAAAAAAAAAAAUGAAGAUGGAAGAGUUAGUGAACACGAGAAUAACAUUGAUCCUCUUCUCCCCAUGGAUUACAUUUUAAAAAUUAAUAACAACACUUGUGAAGAGGAAGAAUUUAUUAACACGCUAAUGGAAGAAAUAAUUUAUCGAAAUGAUUUCCUAAGUGUAAAACAAAUAAUUUUAUUACUCUACUUAUUGAAAAGGACGAAUAGAACAUAUAUCCAAUUUGAAAAAAUCAUUAUGAAACGAUUAGUGUGCAUAGAAAAGGAGCUGACAAAAAAUGAAGUUAUGUUCGUGUAUCAGUAUUUAUACAUAAGGACGUGUCUAUUUCAUGAUUUAAAAAAAUAUUCUCUUAAAGUUUAUGAACAAAAUGGGGAAGAAAAAACUUUUCUCAUAUAUGAUAAAAACAGAAAUCUGGAAGAAAACGAAUUUUAUCAUGAAACUAACGCUCGAAAUGAACAUAAAAAAAAUAAUGAUGAUACGGAUGUGUAUUAUAUGCAUGAUGAUGUACUCUACUUGAAGAAAAAAAGAAAAAGAGAUAAAAAUAAAAUAUUUUUGUAUGAUAAUUUUAUUUACAAAUAUCCUGCGCGUGUUAGAAAAAAUGAGAAAAGUGAUGACAUCUUUCCACACGAACAAAAUUUGAAAUAUUUUAUAAAUUUGAAAAAAACGGCAGAUAAUUGCAAAACCGUGAACCAUUCAAUCCCAGUGCAUGGUGCAAAAUCAUCGAAUGGAAAAUUUCUCAUCAAGUCCCAAUUACCCCAAGAAAUAAAUUCAUACACGAUCAACAAAGAGGUUUCAAAUAAUGUUGUGGAUCAGAAGAAUGUUAAAUCUCCUGUGUGGGCAAGAGGUACUAGUGACUUAAUAACUAAUUUUGUUAACUGCAGCAAUGUGGCCAUCUCGCGUAGUACCAAUUGCAGUUCUGAGCAGUGUUCCAAUUAUGAGCAGUUUUCCAAUUCUGAGCAAUGUUCCAAUUCUGAGAAAUGUUCCAACUUUGAAAUGGCAGAAGGGAAAGGAGAGACCUGCAGCGCAAAUGGUGAAUAUAAAAUCAGGUGCUACAGUCUCUAUCUGGAUGUUUACAAAAUUGUUUGCUUAAAAUUAGUGAACUCCAUAAGAAAUGAAACAUUGACAAGUCAUAACAUCAUAAACAUUUUGUGCAUAUAUGAGAAGCUAAAUGUAAGGGAUUUUAGAAUUAUUAAGCACUUGUACAAUUUGGAGAAAGACAUUUUGUAUUUAAAUAAUAUAUAUUUAGAAAAACUUAUGAACAUUAUUUUGAAAUUUAAUUUAUAUAAUAUACUAGAAUAUUUAGGUAUACAUAAAAUACUCCAAUUUGUAAAUUUUAACUCCCUAGAUGAAUGCAUAUCAAUUUUGAAACUUCUUGGUUUACUCAUUUCGAGAAAGAAGGAUGAAACAGGGAGAUUUUCGAAUUUCUCCUCUACAUGCACACAAAAUGCUAUAAAUUAUAUUUUAAAAAAUUUUAAAAAAUUAAAAAGUACAUACGAGUUGGAGAAAAUUCAGAUAACUCCUGUCUACAAUUCUUUACCUUUGGAAUAUUUCAAGUUGUUUAAAAAUGUGCACUCAGUUGGGACAUUGGCAGACUUAUGCCGUUCUUCCAGCACUCGUCCAGAGUCAGAGGAUGGGAUUAGAAACGAGGCAGAAAAAGGUGCAAGAAAUAAUAUGAACUUCAGCGCUCAUGUUGUGGGGCAGCAGAUUUACGCCCUCCGCAAGGGAGUAAAAAAAUACCCUCCCUGGUCAGGAGAAAAUGACAGAAAUGACAAAAAAGAUGAAAGUGUUAGCAAUUUUUUUCUACACCACGUAGAUGAUGUUAAUAUCAAAGAAGUGGCCGUUGGGUAUCCUAAUUAUGGGCUAGAAAAGAUGUCAAGUACGAGUAAAAUGAGACAUUUGUUCCCAAAUGUUAACGGUGUUAAAGGUUAUCUUACUGAAUAUAGAGAUAUAAAGGAUGAAAUAUUCCAAGACAUUUUACUAAUAUAUCAUAAAAAUGUAGAAAUUUACAAAGAUAUAAAUAUAUCAAAUUAUUAUUUUCCAUUAGCUAUUAAUUUGUUAACGCUAAAUGAUGUGGAUAAUAUAAGGAAUGCCGGUUUGGUAAGAAGUUUAAACACAUGUUUAAGUGAAUCUGAAAACAAUCGUGAGAAUAAGCAAAUUCAAGAAUUGGAUAGAAAAAAUUUUCUCCUUGUUGAUAUUUUGUAUAACUACGACUUUUAUUAUUCCAUGAAUGAUGCCUUAGAAUGUAAGCUAAAGAAACAUAACAUUUACGUGUCUUAUUAUGGUACUCAUACGAAUAAAGUAAAUAAAAAAAUUAUUAAUUAUAAAAAGUAUACUCUACUGAAAUGUGUAAAAAAAAUAGGAUAUAAUUAUAUAUGUAUUGAUGCAAAACGGUAUGUAAAAAAUAAAAAAAAAUGUAAAGACAAUAACCUUAAUAAAUAUUAUAUAAAUAAUUUAAUCCUGGAUUUGCUAAAGAGAAAAAAAAAAAAUCCUUUCUAUUCAAAGAAAAAACGCAGAUCAAAAACUGCAACAGUAGUAAGGGGAAAGUACCCCCAAUUGCAUCCUUUCACGAAUAAAUGGAGAAUAUAUCGAAUGCAAAACUGUAAGUGCAUACGACAAAAUGUAUCCUCCUAUGUGGGAAGAAAUAAAUAUAUCAGUAAAAAGAAACUCGGGGAGGAAGCUUUGUCUUUCUCUCAACGGAUAGAUAAUAACAUUAAGGGAAAAGAAGUGCUACCGAGUGGGAAGAAUCAUUUGCACAAGUUGCGCAACAUGUUCCAGGUUUCCUAA